Messenger RNA from Ctenocephalides felis (cat flea), 1917 nucleotides. RefSeq names its product cell surface glycoprotein 1-like. The transcript has 3 exons. Gene Ontology annotation, molecular function: chitin binding. The record is from RefSeq and is a predicted model, not a curated record. The coding region runs from base 1 to 1917 and encodes 638 amino acids. Lineage: Eukaryota; Metazoa; Arthropoda; Insecta; Siphonaptera; Pulicidae.
AUGAAAGCUGCCAUUGGCACCGUGGUGCUUGUGGCGUCACUGUUUUGUGGCGUCGCAACAGCAUCUUCUUAUGUAGUUGCACCAGUUUGCUCAAAGGUGAGCCAUCUGGUGAAACUCUGGCCUGAUUAUUCUGACAAUCGCUGGUUCUUCCAAUGCACCCAACUAAACGAACGUGCUACCAGGAUGCCAUGUGCUCCUGGAACAUUCUUCAAAUUCGACUACCAGGUAUGCGUAACCGAAGAUCAGUGGGGACCUCAUCCGUACCCACCAGUAGGACCCGGAUUUCCUGAUCCCACUCCAGCGCCUACUUCAAAACCCACCCAAAAACCCACUGAGAAACCCACAGAGGCGCCAACUGAAAAACCCACUGCAGAGCCUACUAUAGCACCAACUGAAGAGCCUACUGAACUUCCAACCCAUAAACCAACUCACCUACCAACACAUAAGCCUACUGAGUUGCCUACUGAAAAUCCUACUCAUAAACCAACUCACCCACCGACACAUAAGCCCACUGAGGCACCGACCGAAAAACCAACUGAUAAACCCACAGCAAGACCUACUGAUGCUCCUACUGAAACUCCAACUCAUGAACCAACCCACAGGCCAACGCAUAAACCAACUCAAAAGCCUACAGAGGCACCUACCGAAAAGCCAACUCAUAAACCCACAGCACAACCCACCGAUGCUCCUACUGAAACUCCAACUCAUGCACCAACCCAUAGGCCAACACACAAGCCGACACAUAAACCUACAGAGGCACCCACUGAAAAACCAACUCAUAAACCUACAGCAGAGCCUACUGAGGUUCCUACUGAAACGCCAACCCAUGAACCAACACACAGGCCAACACAUAAACCUACGGCGGCACCUACUGAAGAACCAACUCAUAAACCAACAGCAAAACCUACUGAGGUUCCUACUGAAACUCCAACCCAUGAACCAACACACAGGCCAACACAUAAACCUACGGCGGCACCUACUGAAGAACCAACUCAUAAACCAACAGCAAAACCUACUGAGGUUCCUACUGAAACUCCAACCCAUGAACCAACACAUAAACCUACGGCAGCGCCUACUGAAGAACCAACUCAUAAACCAACAGCAAAGCCAACCGCAGCCCCUACUGAAAAACCUACCCAUAAACCAACUGAAAGCCCUGAGACUGAGCCACCACCAAAACCCACUGAUAAGCCGACUGAUAAACCUACUGAAGAGCCAACACACAAACCAACUCAUAAACCAACUCACAGACCAACUCACAGACCAACUCACAGGCCAACUCACAGACCAACUCACAGACCAACACAUAGACCAACUCACAGACCUACUAGACCAACACAUAAACCUACCAGGCCAACUCGCCCCACUCACAAACCCACUAAGCCUACCCACCCAACUCACAGACCUACAAGACCGACUCGCCCAACCCAUAGACCAACACGCCCUACUCACAGACCCACCAGGCCAACUCAUUGGCCAUCAAGGCCAACUAAGCCAGGACACCAUUGGCCUCCACACUGGUGGCCUACACACAAACCAGGACACCAUUGGCCUCCACACUGGUGGCCCACACACAAGCCUGGUAGGCCCACUCACAGACCUACUCAUAAGCCAUCGAAGCCAACACAUCCAACUCGGCCCAGCAAACCAACUAAGCCCGGACAUCACUGGCCUCCACACUGGUGGCCGACCCACAAACCAGGACACCACUGGCCUCCUCAUAAACCUGAUCAUGGAUCGGGACACCAUGGAUCGGGUCAUCAUGGAUCGGGACACCAUGGAUCAGGACACCAUGGGGGGGGACAUCAUGGAUCGGGACACCAUGGUUCAGGACACGACGGACCAGGACACCACAGUCCAUUGGAAAAUGAAACUGGACCGCAAUUGUUGGAAAUUCCAAUUAAGAACAUAUUUUAA